Molecule: messenger RNA, 1238 nt
Organism: Xylaria bambusicola
Lineage: Eukaryota; Fungi; Ascomycota; Sordariomycetes; Xylariales; Xylariaceae
Exons: 1
Coding region: 246-857 (203 amino acids)
Source: RefSeq, a predicted model, not a curated record
UCGCGAUGCGCAGCUUGACAAUCUGAUCGACGUUCUCUCAUCCAUCUCUGCUCGUCAACUACGUAACUUAUUCGUUCGCUACCUUCUGGAAAGGAUUUUCAUUCGCUUCUCACCUGGUCUUUAUAUCGCCGCUGGUUCGUCACGAAUUAGUUGUUUAAUAUUUAAAACUCUCCUUUACUUUAUACUAUAAUUCGUGUAUAUCUUGAAAUUCAUCCAGUGUUCUCGGGACGGUCGAUACUUUCAAAAUGCGUUCAUCUAUUCCCGUCAUCGCCCUCGUCGGCGCUGCUUCCGCCAUGCCCAAAAUCCCCUUCGUCACAAGCAAGGAUAUCAUCCCGGCACCAGGAGCCAUCGCCGCCCGCCAAAACGCGUGCUUCGUGAUCGGCUCGACGGCUCUGCCGGAAGAAGUCGCCGACGUCGCGGCCUCGCUGGCAUCUACAAUCUCCUGCUCCAGCUUCGCCACGACGAUCGCGGGCGUUCCCGACGUCACGUCGGGCACAGUGACAUAUUCCUCUGUGGACUUCUCCCGGUCCUCGGAGUCGCCCCUGCAAUUCGCGCUGCGCAACUUCGCGACCGACGACUUCGUCGGCAGUUCCAACCUGCAGUUCUUCCAGGACGCGCUGAACGUGUAUCUCGCGACCGAGGUGGGCAUCCGCAGCGUGGGCGGCAACCUGGCGAUCAAGGUGCCCAAGUUCUUCCUCGAGAUGCAGGUCAGCCGCAUCCAGACGGCGCAGGGAAACCCGCCUACGGCGCCCGGGCUCCAGGUCGACCAUCUCCGCGACAAGGUGUUGAAGAAUGCGGGACGCGAGGACCAGGCGCUUCUGGAUCAGGUGACGUUCCUGGCUACGAAGUUGCAGUGAGCCUGCGACGAGAGAUUGUGGACAAGGGUGCUAUGAAGAGGCUAAGAUCGAUGGCUUUAUUCUCGGAGCUGAUAUCAUCUCGAGAAAUUACAUUGUCUAGGCAAAAAGCCGUGUAUCUGUAUACUCUACCUAUAUAGAAGUGGUGUAGAUGCUGUCCCAAUACCCCAUCUAAAAAUGCCCUAACUCCGCUAUAAUGCUGCUCCGCUUCUAUAUGGAAGACGACAAUAAAGGUGUUCUUUAUCGUGUAAUGUACAUGGUAUUAUACAUUUGGUGACAAUAAAUCAUAUUUGACGCAUCGUUCAACCUAAGACAUGUGUAUCAGUAUGAGCUGUGCCAGGUGAAUAGAGAAGGGUGUCUUACAUCUUCAAUGCUGGCUUGCAU